UCCGAAAUGAAGCUGAUGCUUUAUGUGGCAGUAAUAGUAGCAGCUCUUUCCUCUCUAUGUCUUGGAGAAGACAAAUGUGCAGGAGUUCCAGGAAUCCCAGGGACCCCAGGGGCUAAUGGCAUGCCUGGAAGAGAUGGAAGGGAUGGCAUGAAAGGUGAUCCAGGACCUCCAGGUCCUAUAGGCCCUCCUAAUGGUCUGCCUGGUGCUCCUGGAAGAGAUGGACUUCCUGGUUCACAAGGGCUGAAAGGUGAACCAGGAGAAAAAGGAGAGAGAGGGGAACCUGGACCAGAAGGCCGUCCUGCUUUUCUUGAUCCUGAAGUGCAGGAAAUCCUUAGAAGUUUGAAGCAAAGAAUCUUGAGUCUUGAAGGAGUUCUUGCUUUGAAAGGAAUGAUACGUAAAGCAGGAAACAAAAUAUUUGUUACUAAUGGAAAAGUGGUUGAUUUUGAAACCACACUCCAGACAUGCAACUAUUCUGGGGGGUCUGUUGCAACACCCAAGAACGACAUGGAGAAUAAUGCUAUUUUGGAGAUUGUGAAAGAGAUAAAUCAAUAUGCUUACCUGGGAAUCAAGGAGAGCACUGUUCAAGGAGAAUUUGAGUAUUUGGAUGGGACAGCUAUGAAUUAUACCAACUGGCGUCGGUAUGAACCAAAUGGCAAGGGGAAAGAAAAUUGUGUUGAGAUGCACAGCGAUGGAGGCUGGAAUGACAAAAAAUGUAACCAGUAUCGUCUCGUUGUCUGUGAAUUUUAAAUACAUUUUUCCAUUACAAAAUUCUGAAUUACAAAAAAUGAGCCAAUGUAAUUGUUGUGGGUUCUGGGGAUUUUAAUACAUCAGUUGUCACAGGACAACAAGUCACAGUGGUCUUUGUGACAGCUGAAAUGGUCAAUUGGGUACAAAGCCAUCAUUAAAUUAGUAGUGUAAGCAUGGUAGAAUCUGUUGCCUGUUAUGGAAUUGAUGAGUUUUUGAUGCAGACAUGGCAUGUGGAGUGAAGAAGAUCAAGAUUGCCAAGACUGCUGGAUGUUGAUUUAAAAAUUAAAUAAAGAUUUCUAUAUUACUUUUUCUCAAAGAUGAUGAAAUCCUUACAAAAUGAGAUGUGAAACAAAACAGAAACAUUUGAUCACAAGAGUAAUGUGAUAGGUGAUCUUCAUGGAUUGUUUUGGAGGGGGCAUGGAUUUUAUCUUUCUGUGGAAUUGAAUAAUUGGCAACAUUUCUAUGACAUUAAGAAAUAAAUAGAUGUCUGAGUAUA
Molecule: messenger RNA, 1243 nt
Organism: Sceloporus undulatus (fence lizard)
Lineage: Eukaryota; Metazoa; Chordata; Lepidosauria; Squamata; Phrynosomatidae
Product: pulmonary surfactant-associated protein A-like
Exons: 4
Coding region: 7-747 (246 amino acids)
Cellular component (GO): multivesicular body; rough endoplasmic reticulum
Source: RefSeq, a predicted model, not a curated record